GUUAUAUGUAUUAAAAUGUCAUUAGCGUUGGUAAUUUUCUAUAUUGCCGUUGUCUGCCUGGGUACAAAUGCUGUUGGUAAUGGUGAGAACGGUGAUACUGGUACUGGUAGAGAAAGCGUACCCCUACCACAAUCAAACCCCUCCAAUUCCAACAAUCAGCUUGAGCUUGAGGAGGAGGCUGUUGGUGCUGUCAAUUCAAAGCAGCAAGAGCAAGAAUUUGUUAGAGAAAUGGAAGGGAGGCCUAAGUUGACCGAUGAACCGUCCUGGAAGAAGUUGCAAGAAACUUAUAACAGAAGUGGAGAUAAACUCAACAUUCAAAAAUUGCUAAAAGACGAUCCUAAAAGAUUUGAAACCUUCAGUUUGAAACUUAAUACAGGGGACGGGGAUAUUUUGAUUGAUUAUUCUAAGAACCGAAUCAAUGAUGAAGUCUUCAAUCAACUUUUGGAAUUGGCAAACGCUCGCAAGGUGAAAGAAGCACGAGAUGCGAUGUUCCGUGGGGACAAAAUCAACUUCACAGAAAAGCGAGCAGUGCUUCACAUAGCUCUGAGGAACCGGGACAAGAACAAGAGUAUCCUGGUGGAUGGCAAAGAUGUGAUGCCUGAUGUGAAUGCAGUGUUGCAGCAUAUGAAGCAAUUCAGUCAAGAGGUGAGAUCAGGAAAAUGGAAAGGAUACAGUGGAAGGUCCAUUGAAGAUGUGGUCAACAUUGGAAUUGGUGGUUCUGACUUGGGGCCUCUGAUGGUGACUGAGGCAUUGAAGCACUAUGCAGAUGGACCAAGGGUUCACUUUGUCUCCAACAUUGACGGAACCCAUAUUGUCGAGACGCUCAAGAAACUGAAGCCCGAGACUACUCUCUUCAUUAUCGCCAGCAAGACUUUCACCACCCAGGAGACCAUCACUAAUGCCAACACUGCCAAGAGCUGGUUCUUAAAGGCCGCUAACGACAAAAAAGCAGUAGCCAAACACUUUGUAGCUUUGUCCACCAACAAGGCUAAGGUGACUGAGUUUGGUAUCGAUGAGAAUAACAUGUUCGGGUUCUGGGACUGGGUGGGCGGCCGCUACUCUCUGUGGUCAGCCAUCGGCCUCUCCAUCUCUCUCAAUAUAGGCUUUGAAAACUUUGAGAAACUGUUGGAUGGAGCACACCACAUGGAUCAGCAUUUCCUCACUGCCCCCUUGAAUAAGAAUGCCCCUGUAAUACUUGCUCUCCUGGGAAUUUGGUACCACAACUUCUAUGGUGCUGAAACUCAUGCACUGCUGCCCUAUGAUCAGUAUCUACACAGGUUUGCUGCUUACUUCCAGCAGGGUGAUAUGGAGUCAAAUGGAAAAUAUGUAACAAGGAGUGGAGAGAAGGUGAAGUACUCGACAGGUCCCAUUGUAUGGGGAGAGCCAGGCACAAACGGACAGCAUGCAUUCUAUCAGCUGAUUCAUCAAGGCACCCGACUCAUCCCCUGUGACUUCAUAGCUCCCGCCAACUCUCUCAACCCCACUGACGGAGGGAUACAUCACAAGAUCCUUCUUGCAAACUUUUUAGCCCAGACUGAAGCUUUAGCCCUGGGAAAGUCUUCAGCAGAGGCAAGGGCAGAACUUGAAAAGUCUGGUAUGCCUGAGAGUGACAUUGAAAAGAUUCUUCCCCAUAAGGUGUUUGAAGGAAAUCGGCCGAGCAAUUCAAUUGUAUUAAAGAAAGUCACACCAUUCACUUUAGGUGCACUCAUUGUACUUUACGAACACAAAAUCUUCACUCAGGGAGUGAUCUGGGACAUCAACUCAUUUGACCAAUGGGGGGUGGAGCUGGGAAAACAGUUAGCCAAAGCCAUCGAGCCCGAGCUACAAAACAAAGAUACUGUCAAUUCUCACGACCCUUCCACUAACGGCCUCAUCAACUUCAUCAAACAAAACUGGUAAAACAGAGCUGCUAAUGGAAAAUAUCACUGCCCUCUCUAACUUAAAAUGUGGAGAAUAGGUUUUAUUAAAUUUGUCUUUGGUGUUUGAUUAACGGUAUUUGAACCAAAAUUUGUAAUUGUUUCAACGGUGUUUCACGGUGCUUUACUUCGGUGGGUUCCUGGAAAUUGUAUACAUUCCUUCUGAGCUUUUCUUGAAAUGUUCUAUAUUUAGUAUUAUGGCAUUGGAUUUUCUUGAAUUUUAUAUUUUUUAUACAUUCAAUACUAUAAUCUCAUCUAAUCUUCGUCUGUUUACUAGAAGUUGGUUCAAAACUUGAAAUUUUUAUUGGUAACGAUGUAAUGUUAUGCAACAUUAUCCAGGUAAAAUAUUAAAGUUAUUUUAUUUUUGGAUUAACAAUAAUUAAAUGCCUUAUGAUUUUUGUUUUAUAGGGAAUCUGGAAACAAAAGACGAUUUCUUGAAAGAUGGGAAUGGCUUAUUUACAGUCCAUUGAAAACUUUCUUAAGAAUUAUGCAUGACUGGAGUAUGCAAAUAAUAUGUUUACUACCGUUGGUAGCCUAAUUAAUAAUGCUGUAAAAUCAUAGUACAUUACAGCUUUGAAACGAGAUUCUUAUCACUGGUUGAUUAUUUGUAGGCCAACUGUUUUUUUUUUGUUUUUUUUUUAUAUAAAAUACUGAUACAUUAGUGUUUGUAAAUUUAAAUUUUAGGUAUUUCUGAGCCUAUUAAUAUGGUAGAUAAACUGUCAAACUAAGUCAUUUGGCCCAAUAACAUGGUCUUCUGUUAUGUAGUAAACAGGUGUUUAGAUGGUGUUGUACUUUAGGUGUUUUGUAGAUUAUUUUUGUAUAAAUAUUUUAUUUUCGUUAAAUUUGCUAGUUGAUGAUUAUUUGCCAGUGAUGAAAUAAUGUACAUGACAUAUUUAUUUAGAAAAAAAAAUAUAUAUACAUGUUG
Molecule: messenger RNA, 2841 nt
Organism: Macrosteles quadrilineatus (aster leafhopper)
Lineage: Eukaryota; Metazoa; Arthropoda; Insecta; Hemiptera; Cicadellidae
Product: glucose-6-phosphate isomerase-like
Exons: 11
Coding region: 16-1899 (627 amino acids)
Biological process (GO): glucose 6-phosphate metabolic process; gluconeogenesis; glycolytic process
Cellular component (GO): cytosol
Molecular function (GO): glucose-6-phosphate isomerase activity; monosaccharide binding; carbohydrate derivative binding
Source: RefSeq, a predicted model, not a curated record